CCCCGCCGCCGCGGUGCAUCAUGGUCAAAGAGCCCGGCCGGGGAGCCCGCCAUUUUCUGCUGGGGCUGGCGGGAAAGGCGGGAAGGGAGCGCCAGCAGCGCCAGCGCCGCCGCGGCACUCCCCACCGCUCCAACGGUCGCCGCAGCGCCGGCCGCCGCCUCCGCACGCAGCAGCCUCCUCGCGCCCUGAGGACCGCCCAGGAUGGCCCGUACCAAGCAGACCGCCCGUAAGUCCACCGGCGGGAAGGCGCCCCGGAAGCAGCUGGCCACCAAAGCCGCCCGGAAAAGCGCCCCGUCCACGGGGGGGGUGAAGAAGCCGCAUCGCUACAGGCCUGGCACCGUGGCCCUCCGGGAGAUCCGGCGGUACCAGAAAUCCACGGAGCUGUUGAUCCGCAAGCUUCCAUUCCAGCGCCUGGUCCGGGAAAUCGCUCAGGACUUUAAAACGGAUCUGCGGUUCCAGAGCGCUGCCAUCGGAGCCCUGCAGGAAGCCAGCGAAGCGUACCUGGUGGGGCUCUUCGAGGACACCAACCUGUGCGCCAUCCACGCCAAGAGAGUCACCAUCAUGCCGAAGGACAUCCAGCUGGCGCGCCGCAUCCGCGGGGAGCGGGCCUAGCUCGCCCGCGCGUCGGGGUAGCCGCGAGGGCUCGUUCCUUUCCUCCUCCCGUUUGUAGGAUAGGGCUAGGACGCGUCACGCGCCUCGGUAGCGCUCAGCGAUCGGGAGAGCCAAAUCUGUUCCUUCCUGACCUAACAAGCAAAAAAAAAAAGAGAAAAAACAGAACACAAAAAAAAACACACAAAAAAAACUUUGAGGAAUUUACAAGACUUUUGGAUUUUGUUUGUUUUUUGUAAGCUUUUUUUUCAGAAUUGCAAAAAAAAUAUAUAAAACAAAAGGGGGAAACAUUUUUGAAAUAUCUGGUUUUGUACACAAAACUUACGUAGAUUUAGGCAUAAAAAGGAGCUUUUGGUCUUCAGUUUGUAAAGAUAUAUCUGCAGAGAUCACUCGACACUCUUUUUCAUGAUUUGGUUGUUUUCCUUUCCUUUUUCUCCGUACUCCGGGAACGGGUGUGAUCUUCAGACCUUCUUUUCCUCUCUCCAUCUGUCUCGUGGAUCGUGAGUGGGAUCUUUGUAACUCCCAGGUUUCUUCACCCUGCCGUGGUAACAGAAUAAGUGAAUAAAAUCAGUGAAUGUUAACCGUA
Molecule: messenger RNA, 1195 nt
Organism: Dromaius novaehollandiae (emu)
Lineage: Eukaryota; Metazoa; Chordata; Aves; Casuariiformes; Dromaiidae
Product: histone H3.3A
Exons: 4
Coding region: 202-612 (136 amino acids)
Cellular component (GO): nucleus; nucleosome
Molecular function (GO): protein heterodimerization activity; DNA binding; structural constituent of chromatin
Source: RefSeq, a predicted model, not a curated record